AUGUCGCAGUCUCCUCUCCACCGUCUCCCCGCCGAACUGCUCGUCCUUGUAUUUAACAGUCUACCACGCAUCAAGGAUGCCGUGUCUCUCGCCUUGACAUGUAAGAAGACUUAUGCGCUCUUUGAGCGGUUCGAGGAUCGGGCGAGGAUCAUUUAUAGUAUCGUUGAUAACAUCCCCACAUCCCUGCCAAAAUCAUACCCAACGAAAUCCUGGCUCGAGGGAUACUUCCCACCAAACACUCCACUCUGGACGCCGACAGCGACACACAUCCCAAAGGAGCUGGAACACGAAGAGACGCUUGCCUUUCUUAAAACGACGGGGUUUCCUAUAUUCGAAUGUGAGCGGCUAGAUUUCUCGUCUAGGAUCCUUGAACCCGCUGAGCCCGGCAAGAAAUCCGAGGACGAUGCACCACCGGUCUCUAAGCGCAAAGUGGACGAGACAUCGCAACGAGCAUCCUCAGAAGACGGCUCGGGCGAAGAGGAUAGCGGCAAGGAAGACGAAGAUGGAGGCGAAAAGGAAGACGAGCAAUGGAAGGACCCCCUCCACCUCGGCACCUGGUUCUCGCAAGACGUCGCCGUUGACUCCAGGACGGGCAAAAUCCAGCGCCGGAGUUGGGAUGACGACGGGGAUGACGAGGACGAGGACGAGGAUAUCGCGGAGAAUGUCGGGAGAUUCUUGGUGCUGUUGGGUGUGAUACGCAGUGUUAUGUGCGAUCUACAGAUAUGUGGGCUGCAGAGGUUCAGGAAGGAGCAAAUCGAGCGAGAUGAGGAGGUUGAGGAGGUCGUGCUGGAGAAGUUGUUUGAGGGACUCGGUGCCGUUGAUCAGUUGGUCAAGGAGGCCGCGUUUUGGGGGUGGAUUUGUAAUUAUCUUUGUACUUGA
Molecule: messenger RNA, 879 nt
Organism: Aspergillus calidoustus
Lineage: Eukaryota; Fungi; Ascomycota; Eurotiomycetes; Eurotiales; Aspergillaceae
Source: the annotation of a GenBank genome assembly